This is a messenger RNA of Electrophorus electricus (electric eel), 5743 nucleotides long. It is a transcript of the gene plekhh2, whose product is annotated as pleckstrin homology domain containing, family H (with MyTH4 domain) member 2. The record is from RefSeq and is a predicted model, not a curated record. Gene Ontology annotation, molecular function: actin binding. Gene Ontology annotation, biological process: negative regulation of actin filament depolymerization. Gene Ontology annotation, cellular component: cytoskeleton; cytoplasm. Lineage: Eukaryota; Metazoa; Chordata; Actinopteri; Gymnotiformes; Gymnotidae.
UUCAGUGAACAAAAUCUUUUGACGCUUUCAUUACUUUUUCGGGUUAAUAAAGCAACAAAAACGAAGAAUACUAUGGAGUGAAGUCGGUGGCUAUGUCAUUCGUGCCUUCUCUCAGGUCUGGCGCAGGGCUGAGGGGGCCCGGGUCCGACAGCAUGGCAGAGGGAGACGAGGGUUCGCCGGGGGAAUGGAAGGAGAAGUACAUGGCUCUGGAAGCGCUGCUCUUUAAGUUCCGAGGACAGAUGAGUGUGAUUCGGGAGCUCACUGCCGAAAAGGUGCAGCAGUUGGAGAAGCAGGUUCUGGAAGCAGACCGGCGUGCCUAUGAAGCUAACCAACAGGUGCAGUGGAUGGAGGAGCGCCUGAAGGUAACCGAUGUGCAGUCAGGGGACUCAGAGUUGAAACUCUUCAGACAUUGCCAAGACCUGCAGGCUGCCUUGCAGGAGAAAGAGGAGCUCAUCACCUCCCUGGAGCAGCAGCUUGAAGAGCAGAAACGGAGCCGGAUCCAAGACGCCAAGACCGUAGAAGAGAAAGCGGCCAAGAUCAAGGAGUGGGUGAUGAAGAAGCUGAAGGAGUUUGAAACGGAGAGCGCCUCCCUGAGGGAUGCAAAUCAGCAGCAGGAGUCUCGGAUCCAGGACCUAAAAAGACAAAUUCAGGUCCUGCAACAGGUGACGGGGCGCGUGGGCCCGGUUCUGGCCGCACCGGGACAGGUGCAGCGCCUCACCUACGGCUGCGUCCAUGUGCCAGCGAAGAGCCCGCGGGUGCUGAGUGGCUUGGCGCCAGCUCAGAAGAGCGUCACACACACGGACCGCAGGAGUCCCCCGGCUGACUGCAGCAUGAAGCUCCAGAGUCCAGAGGGUCCCGCUUCUAAAAUGCACGAGUCAGAGGAGGAGGGGGAGGUUGAGGCUUUGGAUGCGUCACCUGGCGGCAUCUCCUCUGUCCCGUCAGACGCCGCGGGUGGAUGCGGAGGUCCCGAAGUCGGCCGCCCCGCCAGCGAAGCCUACCUCACCGCCUCCGACGACAGCAGCUCGCUCUUCGAUGAUGACUUGCAGCGGGCCGAGUGCCUCGCCUUCUGCACCCCAGGCCCCGACGGCACAGGCAGGGCCAAAGGUCAUGACAUGGCCGACCUCAAGGAUGGCCCCUCGGACGAGCUGAACAGGCGUUUCCGGUCGCACGGGCUCACUUCUCUGACCUCCUCCAACAAGGCCAGCACACCCAGCCCUGUCCUAACCUCGGCACCCACCCCGAAACGUCCCACGCCCUCCCAGGAGGGCACGCCCGCCUCUCCCAAGCAGCCCCGCCUACGCACCCCGAAUGCCUUCAGUGUUAACAUGGCUCUUGCCAAAAAGCACCUGAGCCAGCCUCCACCGUGCAGCGACGCGGCCCACGGGAGGAGCCGCAACGCCAUCAGCAUGCUCCGCCCGCUCAAGCCCCAGGAGACCGACCUGGACCAGGAACCGGAAAUGGAGACCGGCGAGCCCGCACUGCCCGUAGGGCCAUUGAACACGCUGGCAGAACGGGGGAAGACCUCCGAUGCUUCUGCAGCUGGGAGCAAGCCACCCACCCCGCCUCUGCACAGGUUUCCCUCCUGGGAGAGCAGAAUAUACGCAGUGGCCAAAUCCGGAAUCCGGCUGUCGGAAACGUCGUGUGCAGACGAAGCGAAUAAAGACUCCUCCCACCCGUCCUCACACCCCGCCUUCACGCUCUACACAUCUCUCGUCUACAGGAACAUGAGCACGCCCGUCUACACUACAGUCAAGGGGAGGGCGACGUUGCUGAGCAGCGGUCAGUUUUCCGAGGAGUUGUCCAGCUCGGAGGAGGAUGGGAGCUCGGAGGAGGGUCAGUGGAACUCCGUCGAGGAAGAGGGUGACUCGCACGUCUCGGGCAAAGGCAGUAGCCAUGACAGCCCCCGCUCUCUCAGGAGAGCCAUGUCCCGCUCCUCCAUGGCGUCUGAGAGUGACUACGCCAUCCCUCCCGAUGCCUACUCCACUGACACCGAAUGCUCCGAGCCGGAGAACAAGCUGCCUAAGACCUCCUCCUCCUCCUCGAGCAGCGACGGCAGCAAGAGUGAACCAAUGGAAAAGUCGGGCUACCUGCUUAAGAUGGUCAAGACCUGGAAGAAGACCUGGAAGCGCAGCUGGUUCGUGCUGAAGGACGGCGAGUUGUUGUACUACAAGUCACCGAGCGAUGUCAUCCGCAAACCUCAGGGUCAGAUUGAGCUGAGUGCUUCCACCACCAUUUCCCGUGGGGAAGCCAAACAAAUGCUUCAGUUGAUGACGGGAAAGCGUGUGUAUAAUCUGAAGGCAGACUCCCCCAACCUGCUGGAGGAGUGGCUGAAGGUCCUGCAGUGUGUGCUCAGGGUCAAAGCAGCCAGCCCUCUCUUCACUCAGCCCAACGUCCGGCCCACCAUACAGGGACAUCUGAUAAAGGUAAAGCAUGGCUAUUCUAGGCGUGUGUGGUGUGCGCUCAUCGGAAAGACACUGUGCUACUUCAGAUGUCAGGAAGACAAGUUCCCCCUGGGUCAGAUCAGGCUGUGGGAGGCGCGUGUGGAAGAAGUGGCUCGGUCAUGUGACCCAGAUGAGGACAGUAAGAGUGGGCAGUCUGCUGUCUCUACCAUCUCCAUACAGGCCCUGAACCAGGUCCCCACUUACCUACUCGCAGACUCCCAGCAUGAGAAGGUCGCGUGGCUGUAUCACCUGUGCGUGGCAGCAGGCGCUCGCCUUGGACAGGUGGGAACUGAGUUUGAGCAGCUGCUUAGCGAGCUGCUCCUCGUGGAUGGGGACCCAGGCUCUCGGGUGUGGAGGCAUCCCACGCUUUGCUUCAGUAAGGACGGCCUGACAUCGCCUCUCACCUCCCUGCCCUCCCAGGCCUUGCAGACCGAAGCUAUUAAACUUUUUAAGACCUGUCAGCUCUUCAUUAACGUGGCCAUUGACACGCCAGCCAUAGACUACCAUGUGACACUGGCCCAGUGUGCACUGCAGGUUUGUCUCACACACCCCGAGCUACAGAACGAGAUUUACUGCCAGCUCAUCAAACAGACACGCAUGAGGCAUUCUCAUGGCCAGCCGAGCCCACUACAGGGUUGGCAGUUCCUGGCGUUGUGCGUGGGGCUCUUCCUGCCUCAGCACCCCAUUCUGUGGCUUCUUGGGUGUCACCUCGAAAAGCACGCAGACGCUAGGACAGAGGCGGGGAAGUACGCCAUCUACUGCCAGCGCUCAGUGGAGCGGACCCAGCAGAGGGGCGAACGGCAGGCUCGGCCCUCCCGCAUGGAGAUCCUGUCCAUCCUGCUGAGGAACCCGUACCACCACUCCCUGCCCUUCAGUCUGCCCGUGCACUUCCUCAACAGCACCUACCAGGUCGUUGGUUUUGAUGCUUCCACCACGGUGGAAGAGUUCCAGAGUCGCCUGAACCAGGACACGGGCAUGAGGAAGACCGGCCAGUCCGGCUUCAGCCUCUACUCGGAUGACCCCACCGGCCGAAACAUAGAACACUACCUGCAUGGCAGCCUUAAGAUCUGUGACAUCAUAGCUAAAUGGGAACAAGCCUGUAAGGAGCUGCACACGGGCAAAUGGGAGAAUGCCCGGACAGUGAAACUGACGUACAAGAACAGGUUUUACUUCUCCCAGCAGCUGAGAGGAGAGACGGAGAGAGAGCGCCUUCUCUUGGCAUACCAGACAAAUGAAGAGAUUGCCGCCGGUCACUUCCCAGUGAACAAAGAGCUCGCCUUAGAGAUGUCCGCUCUGCUCGCUCAGGUGGAGUUUGGUGACUUUGAAAAGCCGUUCCCCAGCGCGGCUGCUGCAGGCUCCGCGCAGGCUAAAUCUAAGCAGACUCUGAAGCAGGUUCUUGAGCACUUCUACCCCAAGCACUACAGAAGAGCCUGCACAGAGGAGCAGCUGAGGCAGUUGGGUCAGAGGCUCUCGGUCCGCUGGGCGUCCCUGAGGGGCCGGGGUUCCUCUGAGUGUGUGCGCAUCUACCUGACAGUGGCCCGCAAGUGGCCUUUCUUCGGAGCAAAGCUGUUUGAGGCCGAGCCCCUGAGCCCUUCUCCACAGCAGAGCACGCGUGUGUGGCUGGCAGUACACGAGGGAGGCCUGAGUGUGCUGGAGUUCACAUCCAUAAAACUCCUGGUGUCCUACUCCUUUAGGAAAAUUCUAACGUUUGGAGGUUGUCGUCAAGACUUCAUGCUGGUGGUGGCUCAGAGUUCCGGCACCAGCCCGACCAGGGAGAAGCUCACUCGGAAGCAUUUGUUCUCCAUGAACCCUUCUAAGAUCUUGGAGUUGACCCUGCUUCUGGCCGGCUACAUUAACAGUGCCCAUCAGCAGAAGUCAGCAGCGCACCAUCUCUCGGCCCCAGCCCUCCUGCUGGGCCAGCCUCACUGCGGAGAGCCAUGCAGCAACUCCCCACCUGCAGCCUGCUGCAGACCCAGCAAAGCCCCCACCCUGCUCUGAGGCUCCCCCUAGUGGAUAUUUGCUACACUACCGCAGGACCUAGAGCUGAGGGCGGGCGUGCACUAAUAUUCAAAGUGGAGAGGAACAGGUGCAAGACUUCUUUAUGUGGCCUGUGGUCUUUCCUUUCAUUGUACUUGCCAUAUAAAAAGCAUCUGAAGUCACUGUGUUAAUCCAUGUCAUGUAUGUCAGAGGUCUACAAUGAAGUCCUAGGUGUUAUAGUCCAUCGGCCAUAGCCAGCAUUGCACAACCAACCAUAAGCAAAUUUCAUUUUAAAGAAAUAUAUGCAAACGUUAACCAAAGACCAUCCUAUUAUUCUAAUCAAUUUAUGUGUUCCAUGAUUUAAGACUGAUAUAGUCCAGAGACAUGUUUGCGCUAACUGAGGACAUUCCAAAUUAAUAAGUAAUUUAUUUACUCUUCUCCCAAAUAAACCCUAGAAAAUGUUAAAGCUGAACAGUACAUCGGAGGGGUGUAUAAGUUUUUUUCAAAGUAAUGCAAGUCAUUCCAUGAGUGUUAGCAUGUAGAUAAAGUUGAUUUUGACAGGUUAUAAAGUGAUUACUGAAUUUCUACAGAAUGAAUGUUUGUUGGCAUUGUUUCUCUGUGCAGAUCUAGACUGUCAGAAUAUCACUGUGUGGUAAAGAAUCACAAAGGAAAGAGAAAAUGUUUGUGUUAACUAUACCUCAAGUUAAAAACAGGUAGUGGCAGGUUCCUCUCAGUUUAACAUGCGACAUCAUUUUAUUUUGUUGUUAUCUUGUAGCAUUUGAGUUGAAUUAAAACCAAAGCAACACUUUCAUUCAGUGGUUUAACAUUGAUUUCCCAUGUUUGUUAUUUGUCCAAACAAGUUGUGUGUGAUCAUUUGGUGUCUUACAUAGACAAUCUUACAAGGGAAGCUCAACAAUGAACUGGUUAUCGGAACAAAUGGAUAUCAACGUAUGUCCUAAGUUAUUUCUCUUGGAAGAGACCCUUGUAGUUUUGCAAGGUGUUUUUUUGUUGUUGUUUUUGUUUUUUUGUUUUUCCCCUUCUCAGAUGAAACUACAAAUGAAAGCUGAAAGCUCCUAUUCGCCUUUCCGGUUUCACUGAGUCACCAGCAGCUUCAUGGUAUCGUCGAUAGUAGCAACUACACAGUCCCUCCUACCACUGUAAAUGUCCUUUCUGAUUGGCUUUUUAUGUUGAACCGCCUUGGAUUGCCAUGGAUACACACUGAGAGUGACUACUCAUUUCAUGUAUCAAGAAGCCUAACUGUGACCUGCCCAAACCUGUCCAAACUAGUCUCUGACACAAAGGUUGCAGGCUGUGUUGUGAAAAGA